This is a messenger RNA of Harmonia axyridis, 1483 nucleotides long. RefSeq lists its product as uncharacterized. NCBI's taxonomy places the organism in Eukaryota, Metazoa, Arthropoda, Insecta, Coleoptera, Coccinellidae. The transcript is spliced from 2 exons. The coding region runs from base 135 to 1358 and encodes 407 amino acids. The record is from RefSeq and is a predicted model, not a curated record.
GUAUGGUAUGAAUAAUCAAAACAAUUUUCUAAUAAUCUUGACGCGAGUGAAUAUAAAAGUAGUUUAGUAAUGGCAUGAUAUUCUAAUCUCGACUCUACGAGUUCACGGUAUACUUCGUUGAUCAUAUUCAUACCAUGAGUUCCUCAAAUACUGAUUCUGUGCUCAGUGUUGUAGUUCAACAGAUGAUGAUAAACAAAAAUAUCGUGGACUACGAAUAUGACGUCGAUGGAGGUACCUCCAGAACAGAUGGAUUCUUAGGGGAUGUGAUAUUUUUUCAUGUGAAAUAUAAGAACAAAAUAGAUUACCUCGUUUUGAAAACAGGAAAAACGAAUGAAAAUGUUCGGAAUCUUGUGGAUGCUGAUACUUUGUAUAAUAGAGAAAUUUGUAUGUAUACAAAAGUUAUUCCAUUACUAGAAGAAUUCGCCAAAAUCAAGAAUAUCACAGUUUUACCAACAUUCAUACCCAAUCUUGUAUUUCACCAUAAGGAAAGCCUUGUCUUGGAAAACCUCAGAAAACAAAAUUUCCAAAUGUGGAAUAGAAGAAAACCUAUGACUUUAGCACACCUUGAGCUCCUCUAUGAAAAUUAUGGAAUUUGGCAUGGGGUCACAAUGGCCUUCAAGAAUCAAAAACCUCAGGAAUUCUUGAAAUGUGUAAGUGGUUGGCGUGAUUGCAGAUUCAGAUUAAAUAAAACAUUAGCUCUUUCGCGGUAUCUCAAAAAAGAAUUUUCUGAAGCAAUGAUAAGACUGGCUGAUAGGAAUAGAAGUGAUUUGGUUGAUGUUUAUAAAAAUUAUAUUGACAAAAUAGAUGAUGUGCUGUAUAGAAGAGACCUUAAAAAGGAAGACAUGCUGAUAAUUAGUCAUGGUGACACUUGGUGUAAUAACUACUUGUUCAGAAACGAGCUUCCUGCCGAGGAAUCCAAACCAAAUCGAGUAUAUUUUCUAGAUUUCCAACUGUCAAGACCUGAAUCUCCAGGAACAGAAAUAAGCAGUAUUCUGUACACUAUGGGAGGCAAGGACUCUUUCGAUAACAUAGAUAAGCUGCUCAAAAUCUACCAUAGCAAAUUAUCAGAAACAUUGAAGAGAUUAGGAAGUGAUCCAGAGAAAUUGUUCACAAUGAACGACUUGAAAAGGCACUGGAAGCGAUAUGCUUUUUUCAAUGUUUUACAUAGUUUCAUUUAUACAAGAAUUUCACUGUGUGAUGACGAUGAUGCUCCAGAUCUGAAUCAGAUGGCUGAGAAUGGGGCAGAUUUCGAUGGCGCUUUCUUUUUCGAGAUGAAAAAUAUGGAUUUGUUCUGGGACAGGGUUCUAGAAAUAUUCAUACAUUAUGGAGAGAUGUUGAAAGAGCCUAUAUAUGAAUGAAUGUUUCGAACAUAUUUCACAAUUUAGCAUUAUAAAAAAACAAUUUCCUAGUUGAUUACGUUCUUAAAAACAAAAGAUAUCUUUUAUUCAUUUUUGUACAUAAAUAUAGUUUAUUUUGAUUUCGA